GAGACCAGAUAUCCUGAAUGCAGGGUCCAGAGAGACCAGAUAUCGCAAAUGCAGGGUCCGGGGAGACCAGAUAUAGUGAAUGCAGGGUCCGGGGAGAACAGAUAUCCUGAAUGCAGGGGUCCGGGGAGACCAGAUAUAGUGAAUGCAGGGUCCGGGGGAGACCAGAUAUAGUGAAUGCAGGGUCUGGGGAGACCGGAUAUAGUGAAUGCAGGGUCCGGGGAGACUGGAUAUAGUGAAUGCAGGGUCCGAGGAGACCAGAUAUAGUGAAUGGAGAGUCCGGGGAGACCGGAUAUAGUGAAUGCAGGAUCCGGGGAGACUGGAUAUAGUGAAUUCAGGGUCCGGGGAGACCGGAUAUAGUGAAUGCAGGAUCCGGGGAGACUGGAUAUAGUGAAUUCAGGGUCCGGGAGA
Molecule: messenger RNA, 408 nt
Organism: Staurois parvus
Lineage: Eukaryota; Metazoa; Chordata; Amphibia; Anura; Ranidae
Source: the annotation of a GenBank genome assembly